Molecule: messenger RNA, 845 nt
Organism: Sardina pilchardus (European sardine)
Lineage: Eukaryota; Metazoa; Chordata; Actinopteri; Clupeiformes; Clupeidae
Product: gametocyte-specific factor 1-like
Exons: 7
Coding region: 243-776 (177 amino acids)
Source: RefSeq, a predicted model, not a curated record
ACAACACCCGCCACAGUAACUGCUACCAUACCUGUCUGUUUGAAGAGACCGUGUUGUUUGAAGACAUCACACAGGUGUUCUCGAUACAAGCUAAUGCGCAGGACAAGAAUCUCAGAGCCCAACACAUUCUCUGGUGCUGAGUGUUUGACUACUGCUGCGUCCUGAUCCUGAGCUGCUGUUAAGCGCCAAAAUCAACAAGAACCAUCGCAAACGAAAAGGUAGCGCAAUAUCAGUGUUCAGAAAUGGCCUCUGGUUUUGGAGCGACCUGUAGCCCAGGGACACCUUACAGGAGCCACGACGUACAACCAGAUGAAGAUGCUUGUGAGGGUGAUGCCUUGGACCCAGACAGGCUGGUGAAGUGCCCUUAUGACCCUAACCACAUGAUCCGUCAGAGUCGAUUUCCAUAUCACGUUCUCAAGUGCAAAAAGAACCAUCCAGAAUUGACAAGUGAACUGAAAUGCUGUCCCUACAAUGCACGACAUAUGGUGAUGAAGGAGGAACUGUCUAAACAUAUGGCCACCUGUGUUGAUCGGAAAAUGCAGGAAAACGAAAGGGCUGGAAAAUCAGAUGUGCUAAAAAAAUAUGAUGUACCAGUCAACACCAUGACUUUCCCCACCAGCGAGGACUGGGAAAAUGAGGAAGAGACUAGCACAACCCUGUUUGUGUGGGGGGUGACUUCUCAGAUCCGCCCCAGCCCCAGUCCGCAAGUCACAAACAACCUGAUUCCUGGACUCAGAACUCCACAUGUUCUCCCAUGGAAAUCCCAUGGCUACUAGAAGUUGUUACUGUUGGUCAACAAAUCUGUUUUUAAAAGAUGACUUGAGUAAAGAUGUUUCUAAAAUGAA